Suillus clintonianus is the source of this 669-nucleotide messenger RNA. RefSeq lists its product as uncharacterized. The record is from RefSeq and is a predicted model, not a curated record. The transcript has 3 exons. NCBI's taxonomy places the organism in Eukaryota, Fungi, Basidiomycota, Agaricomycetes, Boletales, Suillaceae. Bases 1 to 669 code for a protein of 222 amino acids.
AUGUUUGAAUAUGUUCAUGAUCGAGCGUCUGAAUCUUCUUCAUCUGAAACCAGUGACGACGACGUACUCGUAAUAGACCCUUUCACAACCCACGAGUCACCAGCAGCUACCCUGUCAUCUCCCACUGGAAGUCUCGACUCGAACACUCAGGCUGAUGCUCCGAGUCAACCCUCCAUUAUGAUGGUACUCGACCCCACUAGUACUGUUGUGUCAUGGCAUGCUAAACCACCGUCCGCAUCAACCACUGUCACGGUUCCUACUAACCUGGGGGAGAUCUCUCUCAGUCUCGCACCCGACUCGGACUCUGAGGUAGCUGCGCUCGUGCAGCUUCCGAAGUAUCGAGAACUUUUGUGUUCGGACAAGAUAUUGAAAAAUCAAAGGCCUGACCAAGCAUUAAGAACAAAACCUGAAGUCGGCCCCAGAGGCUGUCACGUCAUGGGAGCUCGAGCUUCUUGUAUUGCUACUCGACAGGCUUGCAAGAGGAAGAUCGACAAUCACGAUGGUGUCGAAACUGACAAGGAGAAUAUUACAAUAUCUCUGAGUCAUACUCCGGCCAUCAAGCGCAUCUGCCGGGAGAAAUCGGGGACUGACUGGCAGACUGUCCUUGAUAUUGAUGAGUAUGGCGAAGAACAACGAAGGAAAUUUAAAGACACAGUCAUAGUAGUGUAA